AGUCGACUUACCGGCUCGAAAACUCUCAAAUGAGCUGAGCUUAUGGGCACACGUUUCAUUGUGUUCGGGUACGUUUAUAGAUACACACACGUGCACUCAUCGACAAUACAACGAGGCGGAAACUCAUACGCGAAUUCCAAUGUAUUCUGCUCAGAAAUCUGUGAACUAUCGAAUAGCGCGUGUACCCAAAAAACUCGUGUAUGCAUAAUAUCAUUAAUAAUAUUAGUAACUGAGAAUUCCAUCGGAUGGUUAAAACUACAAAAGUUUCGUACGAGUGUCAAUAAUGACAGCAGUCAUUUGAGAACGUAAAUCAUGUGGUUUUGUGCUGAAACGCCGAAAUUGGGCACCUUUUGACGAUUAACACGAUCACGAAAAGAUUAUAAAAGCUACGCGAUGGGAAAUUAUCGCAGUGUUGUUCCAAGCACCUACGCACGAAGAACGUUUCUGGAACAGAUAUUUUCGAUUCCCCUCGAAAUAGUAGGAAUUCAGUGUCAUGAUAUCGAGCAGCGAAGACUUUUGUGAACACGUUGCAUCACGGAUCGAUGACUUGUACGAGAGCUACGAUGAUGUUAUUCAACAGAACCCUCGAGUUGAACUGUACGGCAAGACUUAUUCGUUCCGCGACGUUCAAAAGGCCAUGACGAAACAAAUGUUCAUAUCAGUUGGAGAAAUAUCACCCGGAGUCAAUGCGGACUGCAUCAAUGGCGCUAACGCGAUGGCCAUCAAGCGCGGAUUCGAGAAUAUUCCACGCGCAUCUGAAACGUGUGUGGUUCAAUGGACGCGUGUGGAGCACGCAACCAAUGUGAUUUUCAGCGAUGCAGAAAUGAAAGAUGGUAAGUUCUUCCCACCGCGGUUUUUCAUAAAUGUGGGUGAUGUAGCGCCCAAUUCAAGCGUGCGCAUCAACACCGGCUUCGUUCUAAAGAUCCCGAGAUUUGCCGAGACGCGGCAGUUCAAAGAUGGGCAAAUUGUGCGAGGUCCCCUGAGCCAGCAGCCGCCAUUUGUAAUUGUGCCGCAUAUCACGUGCCCAGCUAAUGAUUUCGUGCCGUGUCUGUUUGCACGUGAUUCCGAGGACACAGGUCUCUUCACGGUUCAUUUCACCACGGUAUCAGGCCGCGUUGGUACGAUUCUAGUCGUACUAAAAGCCUACCGUGUAAAAAUGCCAGUGAACAACGUUUGCGGCGUUGGUUCUAAACAAUCGUGCAAGAUUUUCAAACCAAAAGACACAGAGCUAAGUCGUUACGUUCAAAAUCUUGGAGUCAAGAUCAACUUCGAUUCGAUGUCGUUCUUAGCUGGCAACGCUCGCUGCAAGACUUCCCAAUCCAGUGCAGUGCCUGAGGCUUCAUUCGAAUAUCAACAGCCGUGCUCGUCCAAGCUCACCACUCGAGUUACUAGUCGAAAACGCGAGUGGAACGAUUCAAAUUUGUUAACACUUAGUGGGCUGUAUUCCACGCAGAAUUCGAUACCGCCAAAAAUCGUAUGCGCUCCUGAAGUCAUCGGAAACACACGUCGCCCAACAUUCGUCGAUGCACGACUCAACCUAUUCAGCGAGAUUGGACAAUUCACUGCCGACAUGAAGAUCAUCGAUGGAGCGUUCAGUGACCAGCAAGAUUAUGCACAAAUAUGUAAAAAAAUGCAUCAGAGUAUCGUCAGCAUACAGAGUUUGAGCGCGGGCGCUAAAGCCUGCAAGGCGACGGUCAAAAAGAAUCGCAGCAUGUCGAGUUUGAAAAAUUCACUUCGUUUGUUCGACUAUCAUCGUGGCUGCGUACGUGAGGACGGCGAGAGGCUUGCCCACAGCACGGAGAAGAGCGAUUGCGCCAUGUUCAAGUGUCAGCCGGCCCGUGCGAACGCUUACAGCGUCAUUCUCUAUUCAGCCAUGAAAUACUUGAUCAGCAUCUACUUUCGGACUGACUUUACUCCCCGUCAGCUCGAGGAAUUGAGAAUUAGCAUUACGCCAAGUGAGAAUGCCGACUUGACCACAACAUCCGACUCAACUGCUCGAACUAGCACGGAAUCGAUGACUCAACCGAUGGAUGAAACACUCGUAUCGUCAACGAUAUGACUGCCGAUGGAACCGAAAAUAAAAAUAAUAUCCAAACUACCCAAAGCACCCAAAGGCAAGGAAAAUGCAGUGAACAAGAGUCCCGUGAAUAAUGACGUUGAGACGGACGAUGAUGAAUGUGUUACAACGUCCGAUCGUAUGGCUCAACAGUCCUAUUCAGAUCAAACGUCAAUAAACUAGUAAUGGGGCAGUUCGAUGCAAAAUACGACAGUUGCAGUGACCGGCGGCAAACAAACUUUAGCAGACGCAAACCUGCACUACUUCACAAUUUGGUAUGAAUCCAAUCGGUAAACUAAAGCCUCUGAGAUGCGGAACUGGAAAGGGGUACUGCAAUGAGAAAUGUUGACCUCGAAGAACUUAUUAAAAAAAAAAAAAAUUAAACAAAUACUUCUGUACUUGUUUUCCAAAUAAAUAAUCCACAUUCUUCCGAAUUGUUAUCAUGACUUUUU
Venturia canescens is the source of this 2508-nucleotide messenger RNA. RefSeq lists its product as uncharacterized. NCBI's taxonomy places the organism in Eukaryota, Metazoa, Arthropoda, Insecta, Hymenoptera, Ichneumonidae. Bases 494 to 2059 code for a protein of 521 amino acids. The record is from RefSeq and is marked provisional. The transcript has a single exon.